AUGUUAAUGAAAAACCUUGUUUCAGAUCUUUCCAAAGUCGAUAUCAUUCCGCCACGUGGAUCACUAAUCGACAUCACACCGAUCGACAUUUCGACGAUCGGUAGAGAGAGUUCGGCUUGUGCUGGCGGUUGCGGAGGACAUGGAACGUGUACAUUAUCGGGUUGUUUAUGCAAUGGUGGAUAUUCGGGAAAGGAUUGUCAAGAGAUUUUGCCGCCUGUUUGCACGAUCGCUUGCGCACACGGGAGUUGUUCGGGUUCUCUGUGUUCUUGCUAUGCCGGAUGGAUGGGAGUCGACUGUUCGCUGGCGCUUUGUCCUGAGUUGCGCAAUUGCUCGAAUCACGGCUAUUGCACGUCAUCAGAUCGAUGCUUUUGCGAUGCAGGAUAUACAGGCCCUGAUUGCUCAAUCGAAAUGUGCUCACCGAGUAACUGCUUUCACGGGAAUUGCUCAACAGGGAAUUGCGCUUGCGACGAGGGUUGGCACGGGAAGCGCUGCCGGACGCCGAUUUGCUCGACGCGUUGCUCGUUUAACGGGAUUUGCUCAAGUCCCGAGCAGUGUCAAUGUUUUAUCGAUUAUCGAGGCCCAACUUGCAAUGAAUGCUCAACGGAGGACUGUGUCGGCUGUGAUCCGCCGUGUGAACACGGGGAAUGCGAUCCAAUUGCAAAAACUUGCAUCUGUCACGAUGGAUGGAAAGGGAUCAGCUGUGGUGAUUGCCCGUCAAAUUUGUGCCAAUCGAAGCCAUCAAUUGCCUAUAUUCUUCCACAAACGGUCGAUGUUGAGGAAACGAAUUUGAUUGUCAGCGUUCAUGGGAAAAAUUUCCCCAGAGCUUCCGAGUAUUCCUGUAUAUUCGGCACGUUAAAAGCUCCGGGAAAAUUCGUUUCAAGUUCACUCGUCAGAUGCGCCAUUCCAGAGGAGAUGUCAAUCGGUCGUCACGUGUUCACUCUUGAACCCGAAACAACUCAUGAACACAUUGAGAGUGUCGAUGAGAAACCGAUACAUUUCACGUUUACAGAAAGAAUCUCGCAAAAAUGCCAAGGCUCGGAUCUUGGUCCGUUGUGCGUUUGUGCAAUUGGAAAAUCCGGUGCAGACUGUGCAAUCAUUGAGUUGAUUGCGCAAAUCGAUCGACAAUUCAUUACGAAUCAAAGGGCAAACGAGGGAGCCGAGGGGACACCGUAUCUUGUGAAAUUGCCGCUAUUUGAAAACUCAGUGAUUCAAGUCUCCUCAACAGCUCCUGGGCUUCAAUUCGACUCAUCAAAGAAUCUAAUCGUUUGGGAAAAUCCGAUUGGUUCCACAAAGCCCUACAACAUUUCAUUGAGUAUUUGGAAUGCGAAUGGACCGAAUGAGAUCGAUUGGCCGUUGAAAGUCCCACCGAGUUACAAGGCAAAAAUCGAGGGGUUUGAAAUGGUGGGAAGCACACAGAAAAGAAGAAUUUUUGGACGAAUCGACAAGCCUUUGCCAAAUCGUCCGGUAAUACUUCAAAUUCGCCGAGAUGGAGCGAAAAGCGAGGAGUUUCUUGUUGAAACCGACGAAAAUGGUUUUUUUUCAUCAGAAUACACGCCUGACUGGAAUUUUGGAGGGAAAUAUCAUGUGUCAGCCAGUCAUCCGGGUGAGGUGAAAUCGGUGGAUGAUCAUUUCGAGAUCUCUUGGUCAACUCCAAACAUUGAAGUGACAUACAAUGAACGCCCAACACGCGAUCAGCUCAAAUCGGGAGUUGAAUAUUUGGUGGAGAAUGUGGGCGAGGUGGCGAUUUCGGGUUGGAAAUUGCAGAUUGCCAGCGGAAAUUUGUCAAUAGAUAGCGUUGAACAGUCAACGAAAAGCCUGGAAUUUCGUGAAGGUGCUCGAGUGUUGGUGAAAUAUUCAAUGGUUGAGGAUUUCUCCGGCCCAUUCACCGUUUUGCUGGUGACGGAUUCGGGACUGACAAGGGUGAUCAGACAAGAAGUCCCGAUGAGGCGCGUUUUGAAAUCGCUUUCCUCUACUCCAAAAUCUCUGAUCGUUCCACUAAUCUUCAACGCUUUACCCACCGUACAAAUACAUUUGGACACAACGGACACCAAGAUCUCAUCGCCACUUCAACUCGGCUUCGAGACUCGACCGGAGCCAUUUUAUCUUAUUGGAUCCGAUCCACCAUUGAGCAAUUACGCUGAAUACUCGGCAAAUGAUCGUGGUUUAACGCUUUUUCUCGGCGGGACACCGGACGGGAGUCGAGUCAAUGGAACGAUUCACAUAUUGUACCGGGGUGAUAUAAUUCUCCGAAUUCCGUACACUUUCUCAAGGCGAGAGACCGAUCUGUUCCCGUUAGCGAUAUGCUUACAAGACGAGCAGUACUCGGAGUUCUCUUCAAUCAAAACGAAUGCCCAAAUCGAGUUGGUGAACUCGACGAAUGGAGUCGUGAUGAAUCCGAGAAGUGCCAUUGUCAAUGGUUCCCCGCAAAUCUUUACGAUUUAUCCAGGAUUUUAUCAAUUGACUGUUACCGCCGACCAACAUCAAACAUACGAAGAAGCUAUUUAUGUCACUCCAUCAAAUGAGUCAUUUUGUGUCCGUUUGGCUACAAAAGUCACAAAUAUUAUGCCAAUUUUCAACGGAAAGCACUUUUCAAUUGAUAAAAUUGCGAAAAAUCAGAUUUCCCCAAUUCCACAAGUCAUUCUUUUUCCAUCAUUCAUCACCGAGAAAACUGAAGAAAUCGAAGCGUUUAUCGACGGGCAUUUAACAAAAGAAACAUACGUCUAUUUUGAUGAGAUAAAAACUCAAUUUUUAAACAUUAAAGCUUCAACGUCAGCGAUUUCCGUUGGUGAUUCAGCAAAAAUACAAGUGGAUGCUCAUUCUUUGAACGAUUUAUUCAAAGAUCAAUGCGAUGCAAUCAUUUUCAAUGUUCCUUAUCACAUUUCGAAGAACAAUUCAGUCGAUAUUCUUCACAAUACACAAGUGAUCGUGGGAAAAACGGAGCAAGCGAGAAAGCUUUGCGAUGAGAAUUUGCAAAGUGUUUCAUUGGCGGUGAAGACGAGUAUUCAGUGCAAUUGCGCAAAUGGAGUACGAGAGAAUUGCAGACAAAAGUAUACAAGUGCAAUGGGAUGUGGCGGUGGAUGGAAAAUGAUUGCUGAUGAUACUGUUUCCCUGGAGAAUUUCGCUAUGAUCCUCCAUCUUGUCGCCGAAUGUCAACAAAUGCGGAUCUAUUUCGACGAGUUGAAAGGAUCGAUAAGUUGUAUUGCCUCAUUGGACGCAGAGUGUCCUUUAUCAAAUCGACUGAAGCGUGAAAUCUCGGAGAGUGAGGAAAAAAAGUGGCUAGAAGACAAUCAGAUUCCUGCUUUCGAGCCGAGAAUGACGUCAAGGAAGAUGAAAUCGAUUGAGAUCUCCGACCAAUGGGAUUCGUCAUUCACGAAAGCGUUGGACGUGCAAGCGAUCUCGUUUGCUGCUCAAUUCCUUGAGUUCUUCGAGAGAUUUGAGGAAAUCUUUCCAUUGCCAACACUGAAAAGUUUCCCAACUCGUUUUUGGAACGAAUUUUUCCAAUCGAUCGCCGAUCACUCUGAGAAUGGAAUGAAGAUUUCUGAAGGGGAAAACGAGAAACUUUUAGGAAAUGUGCAAAAUGGUGCCACUUUUUUGAAACUUUGGAAUAAUUCGGUCUCGGAGUGGGCCUCCGGAAGGAUUCGACCGUUUGAGGACUCCUCCCCGCAUCCACUCAUCAAGUAUUCGCAGCUGAAAGCGCUUAUCGCAGCCGCCGACAAGCUGAAAUCGAUCAGUCGACAAAACGGAGCCCCCGAUCCUUUUGCAAUGCUGCACGCAUAUAUGGGACAAGUUUUAAGCACCGCUGGACUUGAUGAAGCGGAUCUGUGCGCGGAAAGUCAUAUCAUCAUCGAGCCGAACGUCGUCGAUGAGGGAGAGAUUAUUGUGCUAACAGUCAACUUUGAGAAUCUUAAGCCAACUUUUCUCAACGCGAUCCGCUUGGAGAUUGAAUGGGUUCGUGGAGAUGUUUACACACCUGAAGUGAAAUUCGCUCCUGGAAUUUUCUCAUAUACAGGAAUCCACGCUCUCGAUGGAUCACAAAGCUUGCCGGGUAAAUCGUCAUUCCAAGCGAUUGCUAAAUACACAACAGCUCCCGGGCCUCGUUUAACACGAGAAGUCGUUUAUCAGCCAAUAGUGAUUGUUUCGUUCGAGAAUGGAGAGAAGAAAAGCAUUCAAAAGCUUCAAUCUUUUCCAGUGAUCAUUCGACCAAAGCCGGCUUUGAAGGUUCACUACUUUAUUCAACAGGAAAAAGCCUCUCAUUUUGUUUAUGUGAUUUUCGUGAAUAAUGGUUAUGUGACGCUAAAAAAUGUGCGCGUAAUCAACUUUAAAGUUGGCUACGAAAAAGCGAACAAAGAGCCGACUCGUUUUAGGAUUGAUGAAAUGCGGAUUGAUGGAAUACAGAAAAACGGUGGCUUGAGCUACGAAUUAGGAAUGAUUAAGCCGGGAAAGACGAAAGUCGCCACGUUUCGAGUGUUUCCACUGGAUAACGAGGGCUUUUUACACUCGAUUCAAAGUCAAACUCUUGUCGACGAGCGCUUGUUACCUUUCGAGGAAAAUAAGCCAUUGGCGAUUCGAUGGAUUUUGGAGAAAGGCCUUAUCGUUUCUCCCCUGGAAUCAGAAGAACCCCGGUUUUACUUCGAUCAAAAAGCGGCCACAAUCUCGAAUAUAAUUGAGCUACAAAAUAUUAAAAAAACCUCGAGCGAUUCGAAUGUGAAUGGCCGACUUUAUCACCGCAUUUCCACGGUGUUCAUGAAUCCAGAAUCGCAAUCGUUUCGAGGGGUUUUCCUUGGGAAAAUCCUACUGUCAACAAUGGAUAAGAACUUCAAAUUGAUAAGAUUGAACGAGGUUGGCUCAAAGUUAACGAACAUUCAACGCAAUUUGAACGGACCGAAAUGGAUACAAAAAGAGAAUGGGGUGGAUUACCUUAACUUCAUCGAUUCAACUGCUCUAAUGGCUCUUCCAUCAAACACCAUCUCUUAUGAAGCGAUUUUCGCUGAUCCAAACGAUUUCCCAACACCUAUUUUCGAGCAAAAUCUCUACCGAAUACAAGUUCAUCCCGAUUCCUGGCCAAUCCCGGGGACAUCAAUCGGCUCAAUUUCCGCCUUUUCCCCAAUCGAUUCUCCACUGGAAUUCUCUCUAUAUAGCUCAAUUGGCGAUGAGACGUUUUCGAUUGACAAAAAUACUGGCGAGAUUUUCGUAGAGAAUGAGUUGCGCAAAAACGAGGAACAGUGCGUGAUCGUUGAAGUGAAAGAUCAGCACGGGAAUUCAGCCACAGUCCCAUUGAGUAUAAACUCAGGUGGGCAGCAAAAAAGUUGUGUUUCGAGGGGAGUUUCCGGGAUGAAGCCGUUGAUUCACAUUGGGGAAACAGUUGAAACAUCUCCUCCCACCGAGUCUCCGUGGGUUUCUUUCCCAACUCCAGGCUUGCUCUCAACUCCAGAUGUAACAACGGAGAACUUUGAAACUUCAACAUUUCAAACGGAAAUUACGGAAAAUGAGAACCAUUCAAGUGAAACGAGUCAAGCAACAGCAAGUCAAGAAGUUACCGAUUCUGCAACUACAAGAAAACAAGACGAAACUGAGAUUUCAACGUGGGAAACAACUGUGACAAAUGGGCAUACAGAGAUUAUUCAUUCAAUCACACCGGACAAUGAGCCGACUGAAUGGACAACGAGUACGAUAAGAACAGCGAUCACAACACAAGCUAUUGAAAGCACCACCGAAAGCAUCACUUUCUAUACAAAUCGACCAGAUGGGGAACCAUCGACCCUUUCACCGACCGAUUUCCCGACCCCUGAUAUUCUGACGACAGAAACCGGUGAAACAACAGUGGAUAGUGGAGAGAUCCACUCGACAAUGAUUUUGACUCCUGAUGAGACACCUGAGCCGAUCACACGGAUUACACCUGUCGAGCAAACG
Messenger RNA from Mesorhabditis belari, 5910 nucleotides. NCBI's taxonomy places the organism in Eukaryota, Metazoa, Nematoda, Chromadorea, Rhabditida, Rhabditidae. The record is from the annotation of a GenBank genome assembly.